Molecule: messenger RNA, 480 nt
Organism: Aureobasidium subglaciale EXF-2481
Lineage: Eukaryota; Fungi; Ascomycota; Dothideomycetes; Dothideales; Saccotheciaceae
Exons: 1
Coding region: 1-480 (159 amino acids)
Cellular component (GO): mitochondrial large ribosomal subunit
Molecular function (GO): structural constituent of ribosome
Source: RefSeq, a predicted model, not a curated record
AUGUUGCUCGUCCAGCCCGACAACUCGUUCACUAAAAACACCGGCUCGCAAGAUCACAUCAUUUACAACCCUCCUUCUUCUGCGCCGAAUGUCUAUCACACGCCUCUGAAGUUCCUGCCCAAGGACGACCCGCGACGCCGCCUACACACUCUCCUCAAAUCUACCGCCUCCACCUCCGAAAACACAUCAUUGCCUCCAGCAGUGCGACCAAUCUAUGAGAAGAAGUACCACCUCAAGCAAGCCGACAUUGAAGAGAUCAGACGACUCAGAGCAGAAGACCCGCGCCAGUGGACCAGAGUACGAUUGGCCGAAAAGUUCGAGUGCAGCCAGUUCUUCGUCAGCUUGUGCUGCUCAGCACCGCAGAUCAAGGACGAGAGACAGUUGCAGCUCGAGAAGAUCAAGGAGAAGUGGGGACGCACCAAGACAGAAGCGCGCGAGGACAGGCAGACCAGAAAGUCGACUUGGGGAAAGGCCGUUUAG